Calypte anna (Anna's hummingbird) is the source of this 786-nucleotide messenger RNA. RefSeq names its product uroplakin-3b-like. The transcript has 6 exons. The coding region runs from base 1 to 786 and encodes 261 amino acids. Lineage: Eukaryota; Metazoa; Chordata; Aves; Apodiformes; Trochilidae. The record is from RefSeq and is a predicted model, not a curated record.
AUGGAGCUGCCACGGGUGCUGCUGGCACUGGCGGGGAUGGGCACAGCCACGGGGCUGGCCUUGCUGCCCUACGUGCCCCGCUUGCCCCCCGCGGCACUGCUGGGGAAGGUCACGGCCACCACCUUCGCGCUGGAGAGUCCCCAGUGCGUCUUCGACCGGCACGCCAGCGCCUCCGACACCGUCUGGGUGGUGGUCGCCUUCGCCAACGUCUCAGCCGCUUUCAGAAACCCCCUGUCCCGGGCUGAGGUGCCCCCCUAUGAGCAUCUCCCCACCGCCCGCUCCUACAUGACGCUGGAGACGGCGGCGGCCGCGUACGCCUGCUCGGCACCGAACCUGGAGGUGCUGCGGGUGGGGGGUGACACGGCGUGUAGGGGUCAGGACCCCUGCAAUGGACCCCUGCCCUCCCCAGGGCCCUACAGGGUGAAGUUCCUGGUGAUGGGCUGCCGUGGCCCCAAAGCAGAGACGAGGUGGUCAGACCCCAUCCUCUUACGGAGAGCCAGCAGCCUGAGUGCCAUCAACACCGUGUGCCAUGGCAGUGACGUGGUUGUCAUCACCUCCAUCCUUGUCAGCUUGGGGACCGUGCUGGCUGCUGCCGUGCUCAGCACCCUGGGUGCCAAGGCGUGGGGGUCCCUGUGCCACCGGGAUUCGGGGAGCUUCACCCGCAGGUCCUACAGGACCCACCACAUCCCCCCGGUUCUGCCCCAGGCUCUGCCCCCCGGCUGCGGGCACAGCCCCCCAGGGCUGGGUUUCUUUGCCCCCCAGACCUCCAGCUCCAUGUCCUGCUGA